Messenger RNA from Solea senegalensis (Senegalese sole), 1976 nucleotides. RefSeq names its product stathmin 2a (gene stmn2a). The transcript has 5 exons. The record is from RefSeq and is a predicted model, not a curated record. Gene Ontology annotation, cellular component: cytoplasm; growth cone; neuron projection. NCBI's taxonomy places the organism in Eukaryota, Metazoa, Chordata, Actinopteri, Pleuronectiformes, Soleidae. Gene Ontology annotation, molecular function: tubulin binding. Gene Ontology annotation, biological process: regulation of microtubule polymerization or depolymerization; neuron projection development; microtubule depolymerization. The coding region runs from base 160 to 711 and encodes 183 amino acids.
CGUGCCGUGCCCACAAUCUCCCCGUCUGUCAUCCGAUCCUCCUGCUUCCCCGCUCAGCUCUGCUCUGUUCUGCUCGCUGUCUCAGUGCCUUAAACAGCAUCACCGUUCCUUCACCUGAGAAAAGCUAAACAGCAGUCGCUGCGGACAAAUACAUCAGCCAUGGCCAAAACAGCAACCGCAUACAAAGAGAAGAUGAAGGAGUUGUCUGUCCUCUCCCUCAUCUGCUCUUGCUUCUACCCAGAGUCCCGCAACAAGCUCAUGUGUGAAUUUGAAGACAUGGAGGUGAAGCCCAUAAACAAGCGGGCCUCGGGUCAGGCCUUUGAGGUGAUUCUCAAGCCUAUUUCACCAGUGUCAGAUGUUGCCCACAACCUCCCCUCACCCCCAAAGAGAGAUAUCUCUUUGGAGGACAUCGAGAAAAAACUGGAGGCUGCUGAAGAGCGGAGGAAGUACCAAGAAGCCCAAGUCCUGAGGGCUUUGGCAGAAAAGCGAGACCAUGAGAGGGAUGUGCUGCUAAAGGCCAUGGAGGAGAACAGCAACUUCAGCAAGAUGGCUGAGGAGAAGCUCCAGACCAAGAUGGAGCAGAUCAAGGAGAAUCGUGAAGCCCUUAUGGCAGCCAUGAUUGAGCGUCUACAGGAAAAGGAGAGACACGCAGCUGAGGUGCGCAAGAACAAAGAGCUCAGGGACGAGCUGAGUGAAGAGCUGGCAGUGUAGGCUUCAAAAAGAGUUCUGACUUCCAUGGUCCAUCUGUGUCUCUUCAUCCAGUCUUGUCCCCUUCCUCGCUCCUGCCCCUCACCUUCCACAAAACAGACACCCAACCCUGGAGACUGUGAGGUCCGAGGACCUCACCGCCGCAUCGCAACACACCACCAGUACUCACUACUGUCAGUAUUAUCAGUGCAUUGGAUGGAUUUGUUUUGAUUGGAGAAAUUGCAAGAAAAUUGCUUUUGUUUUGUAAAUACAUGUUUCUAUCUAUCCAUCUAUCUAUCUAUCUAUCCAUCUAUCUAUCUAUCUAUCUAUCUAUCUAUCUGAGAAGUACAUACAAACACUGUACUGCACUGUAUAAUUUCCAAUAUUCUGUUGGUUAAACAUUGGUUAAUGUUUCAGUUCUUGACAUUCUCUUGUGAAGGCCGUCGGUGUUGUGAGUUGGCUGUCGACUGACGUGUAUGGUUGUUGUUUUCUGAGGAUGUCACGAUGAUAAAGAUGACGUUUCUGUGUUUCUGUGAAGAAUGACAGUCGGUGUGUACCUAGGCCACACACUCUUCAAGGUAUCAAACAUAAUCCCAUCCCUAUCUUGCUCACACACACACACACACACACCUGCCCAUUCUCAACACGCACGCUUGGAACGUAACAGUACGCCAAAACCCACAGAGCGACACGUGUCCAUAUUCUCUGGAAUGAGCUUGGACCUGAGAGGUGCUUUGUUGUUAUUGAGAAUGUCUUAGCCAAAUGGGAGCAACUGUUUGUACACUUGCAAAUUCCCACUUAUGCUGACAACGCCAUUUCUUAAUGAAUCCUUCCUCAGUUGAGUCAGAAGCUCCGUUAAAUACACAGUAUUUUGGGAUUAAUUUCUUGAAUGUUAUGGCACCAUACUGGUAUUAUGUAUACACAGUAUCUUGGACCUUGAUAUUGGUAAUGAGAACUUGGCGUGAGGUCGUCUGUGUGGGUGUAUGUGAAUGCGAAACUUACCAUGAGGCAUCGUUAGCAUCUGCUCUCUUUAGGGGAUUAGACGGAGAAUAGAUGUAGGAUGCUUCACCUUCAGCACACUGAACUAGUCUCUUUUUAAUAUACAGUACCACUGAUAUCUGCCUGCACCCUCUGCUGCUUGUGUUUCUCCUUCGUAUAUUUCUCUGUGAAAGCUUUGCUGAAUAAAGGUUUGGGGUUGUGUGAACAUGGCAUGCACCAUCUAAUACUUUUCUGUGCUACAAGAGGAGGGGGAAAUGUAAACUGCCAAAUAAAAGAACCAGUUAUAUACA